Bactrocera dorsalis (oriental fruit fly) is the source of this 2977-nucleotide messenger RNA. RefSeq lists its product as uncharacterized. The record is from RefSeq and is a predicted model, not a curated record. Bases 1294 to 1839 code for a protein of 181 amino acids. NCBI's taxonomy places the organism in Eukaryota, Metazoa, Arthropoda, Insecta, Diptera, Tephritidae. The transcript has 3 exons.
ACAGUGCACUCGCGGUAACGUAAACACCGUCUAACGUGAACACCGGCUAACGUGAACACGCUUUUUUUUACAUUGACUACUUUGUAACGUGAACGAACUUGCUUAGAAAGCUCAGUAACGUGAACAAAAUUUUUGUUCACUACGCUUUUUAUUAACAUACGGACAACACUGAAUACAUAAAAUUUUAUUUUUUAAGUUCGAGGAAUCCCCUAAUAUUGAAAAAUUUGCGCAAAUUUUUACUAUAUGACACGAAUUACUUCAGUUGAAGGUUUUUUCUUUCGCGGAGUGAUCAAUCAAUCGGAAUGAGUUCUAAAAAUUCGAAGUGUUUGCAAUUAAAAGAAUAAGCAGACAUUUUAGACAGUCUGAAAAAAGGAACAAGUGUGACUAACUUAGCAAAAAAAUAUAAUGUCGCUAAGUCAACAAUGCAGUAUUAAAAAGAAAAAAGAAGCCAUUUUAAAAUGCGUGAAUAAUACAUACCAAGGACCGGGAAAAAGAAAAAACUUUAAAAUCGUCAGAGCUUCCAGCUAUGGAAAAAAGUCUAUACCUUUGGUUCAUCCGGAUGCGCGAAAGGAAUUGUCUUGUAAGUGGAUUAAUGCUAAAAGAAAAGGCUAAGGAAUUGCAUUCCCUACUUAAAGAAAACGCGACCGGAUUCAAUGCUAGUGACGGAUGGCUCCAGAGAUUUAAGAAAAGAUACGGAGUUAGAUUGCUUAAAGUAUCUGGAGAAAAACUCUCAUCGCAGCCUCAAUUGGUUGAUCCAUUUAAACUGAAACUAAAACAAAAAAUUGAGGAAAUGGAGUUAUGUAAUGACCAAUUGUAUAAUGCUGACGAAUCUGGUUUAUUCUAGAAGCUUUUGCCAGAUAAGACCUAUGUAUCAUCGCAUGAAAAAACUGCUCCAGGAACAAAGACGGAGAAGAAGCGUAUAACAUUUCUCUGUUGCGCAAAUCCACACAGCUUUAAACACUUUAGUUGCCCUACGGAUUAUAAGAACUCGAAAUCAGCCUGGAUGACGUCUGCCAUUUUUAAACAUUGGUUUCAUCAAUCUUUUGUGCCACAGGUAAGAUUGUUUCUAAAGCGGAAGAACUUACCAAUAAAGGCACUAUUACUUAUUGACAACGCUCCCUCUCAUCCAAGUGAAGCAGAAUUAAAAACUGAAGAUGGAAAUAUAAUUGUCAUGUUUAUGUCACCCCUCUUAUCCAACCUAUAGAUCAAAAUGCGAUUAAAAUAACGAAGUUAUAUUACAGAAACAGUUUGUUGGCUUCAAUAGCAGCAAAAAACUUAGAAUUGCUUGAAUAAAUGAAAAAUGUAACGUUGAAAGAUGCUGUUACCCUUUUAUCUGUCGCGUGGGAUCGGGUCAGCACAGAAACUCUUGCCAAUUGUUGGAAAAAAAUUUUAAGUUUAAUGGGAAACGAGGAGGACCCUGAAUAUAACAUUCCAUUAAGUAUCCUGAAAGACAAAUGGAGUGCAGAAAUAAACUCUUUAAUGCGAAUGUCAGUUGAUCUCCUUCAGGACUUGAGUCCUCAGGUUGAGUUUACAUUGCCAAUGGUUCGAGAGUGGAACGAUGACCCUUGUGUUGAUGAUACCACCGAAAUCUAUGAAAUCACCGAAAUCUAUGAAAUUGAAGAAAGUGACGAUGAUGAUUGUAUUGCCGAAGACCCCAUAAAGAAAAUUGCCGCAAGUGAGGCAGUUGAAAUCUUUAACAAGGCAUUGCAAUGGGCUGGAGAUGCAAUGGUUGAUCAAAGCGACAUGAGUGUACUUAGCCGCUUAAGGGAGAAAGCAGUAUUUCAGCUAUUAGAAAGGAAAAAGCAGCAGAAAAAGAUAACGGAUCUUUUUAAUGAAUAAAUCUAAUGUGAAAUUUUAUUCGUAAUUUAAUAUGUAUGUUCAUAUCCAUGAACAUACUAAUGGCAAUAAUAAAAUACUUUUACAUUUAAAUGUGUAAAAAUCCUGAAUUUAGCAAUUUGAAGUUAUUUUGCGUCUUCAAAUUCGACAAUCGCUAACGUGAACAUUUUCACUAACGUGAACUCCCUUGGUUUUAAUUAGUUCACGUUACCGCAAGUGCACUGUAAUUAUAAAAAAGUGUAAUAUUUCUUUAUUUUUUUAAUAAAAUUUAGUUGCAUGCAUUUAUAGAAAUUAUAUACAAUUUAUUUUCUAUGCUUUCCACUGUGGGUACCCGGUUGCUAAUAGGGCGAUGGCUAGAGUUUAAGCUUAUUAAAAAAAACUAAAAAAUAAAUCAAUUAAAUGAACUUACAAAUAGCUUUCUUUUAAGUUAAAAAACGACGAUUUGAGAGCUUAAAAUGAAAUAUUGAUUUUUUUAUGCUAUUCACACUAAUACGAUACACCGCGGUGGGUACCCGGUUACUAACAUAAGGGUUAAAAAAUGAUAUAAUACAACGUUCGGAAUCACAAUAUGCAAGUCCAGUUGUGAUUGUAAAAAAGAAAAACGGUAACGAUAUUAUAUGUACUUUAUACAUAUGUAUUGAUUAUCGACGUUUAAACAAACUAAUUGUCAAAGAAAUAUUUCCACUUGCAAAUAUUGAAGAGUGUCUUCAGGAAGCAGCGCGUUAUAAAUAUUUCACAACGCUUGAUUUGAAUAGUGGGUACUAUCAAAUUGAAACCAGAAAGCCGUAAGUAUACAUCUUUUGUCACUACCAACGGUUUAUACGAAUUUAAAAGAAUGCCAUUUGGACUGAAGAACGCUCCAAUAGUAUUUCAACGUUUAAUGUCUAAAAUCCACAUUUGACAUUGAAUAUUUCAAAAUGCGAGUUUUUGAAAACGACAAUGAAUUUCCUUGGACAUAAAAUAUCACCGAAUGGUUUAACUCCAGGUCAAGCGAAAACGAACGCAAUACAGAAUUAUGAACGACCAGCAAAUGUUACAGAAGUUAGAAGAUUUCUAGGGUUGAGUGGAUAUUUCGAAAAUUAAUUCCAGGUUACGCAAUAAUAUCCGAACCUAUUCGAAAACUGUUACCUAAAAAUGAAAU